AGUGAUUACGGCCUAUGCCCUUAAGAGUAAAAGGAGACUUGCCUUGCUUGCCACGUGUGUUACUCUAUUCUGCGGAUCCUUUAACCAUAAAUCAUUCAUUAGGCCUACCUGAGACCCGCAGCCUUACCUGGAGAGGAAACACUUUGGAGACUAAUGACUUGUGGUGACAUGUGUAAUGUGAAGUUAUCAGCAGAUAAACGUCUUUAACAUACAUACGGUCACAAUUGAUCCGGGAAACUAAAGGCGGCUCCUGUUCAUUCUAACAGGUUUAAAUAGAAGAAAGAAAAUCCAAGAAGAAGAAUAUUUAUCUCCUCUUUUUAGACCAUCCAAGAGACAUUUAAGAAGCCCUCCCUGUCGCCAUGCUCCCGGCUCAGGAGGCCGCUAAAAUCUACCACACCAACUACGUGCGUAACGCUCGGGCCGUGGGCGUGCUGUGGACGGUUUUCACCAUCACGUUCUCCGUAAUCACCGUGGUGGUGUUCAUCCAGCCAUACUGGAUCGGGGACAGCGUCAACACGCCGCAGGCCGGAUAUUUCGGCCUCUUCCACUACUGCAUCGGGAACGCGCUCACGUCGGAGCUCACCUGCAAAGGGAGCGCGCUGGACUUCGGCUCCAUCCCGUCCGGCGCCUUCAAGACGGCCAUGUUCUUCGUGGGGAUCUCCAUGCUGCUGGUGGUGGGCAGCAUCGUCUGCUUCAGCCUCUUCUUCUUCUGCAACGCGGGGAGCGUCUACAAGAUCUGCGCGUGGAUGCAGCUGGCCUCCAGCACAUGCAUGGUGAUUGGCUGUAUGAUCUAUCCUGACGGCUGGGACUCGGACGAGGUGAAGCGCAUGUGUGGCCAGCGGACCGACAAAUACACCCUGGGCAACUGCACGGUGCGCUGGGCCUACAUCCUGGCCAUCAUCAGCAUUAUGGACUCGCUAGUCCUGUCCUUCCUGGCCUUCAGCCUGGGCAACCGGCAGGACAAGCUUCUGCCAGAGGACUUCCAGGUGGAGGAGAAAGAUAACGCCUAGGCCCCCCGUGGACAACUGAGGGAAGAGAUGGACGAGGCUUUACGAGGAGCACUGCCGACUCGAAGGAUUUAUAUGUAUUCCAAGGCUUCAGGACAUAAUUAAAAUCGAAAAAAAAAAAAAUAACUACAAGAAGUACUACAUUCUGUCCUUGAAAUUGUGCCAGCUAAUCAACAGACUUUAAAAACAUGGGAAGAGUCACUGUCCACCUCCCACUCAGAGUUUAGGAUUUGUAGCGGAUUGCUAUUGUAUUUUGGACUAAAACAAGUGAAUGAACAUGCUGAGCUGAGCAGCUCCUUGUUACUUUGGAGACAGAGUUGUCAUAAAUGCUAAGCAGACUGCCCUAAGUGACGCUGUUUAUUUCAGUGCCAGAAAGUGUUUAUCUAAACAGGUCACAUUUUAUCACAAAACAGGUGUUCAUCAUUUGACAUGCAAACUAAUAAGAGUGAUGUAUUUAAGGAGCAUUUGGAGAGA
Molecule: messenger RNA, 1481 nt
Organism: Perca flavescens (yellow perch)
Lineage: Eukaryota; Metazoa; Chordata; Actinopteri; Perciformes; Percidae
Gene: lhfpl5a
Product: LHFPL tetraspan subfamily member 5a
Exons: 3
Coding region: 360-1010 (216 amino acids)
Biological process (GO): detection of mechanical stimulus involved in sensory perception; sensory perception of sound
Cellular component (GO): plasma membrane
Source: RefSeq, a predicted model, not a curated record